Papilio xuthus (Asian swallowtail) is the source of this 745-nucleotide messenger RNA. RefSeq names its product protein lethal(2)essential for life-like. The transcript has a single exon. Bases 99 to 635 code for a protein of 178 amino acids. Gene Ontology annotation, biological process: protein refolding; response to heat. The record is from RefSeq and is a predicted model, not a curated record. NCBI's taxonomy places the organism in Eukaryota, Metazoa, Arthropoda, Insecta, Lepidoptera, Papilionidae. Gene Ontology annotation, cellular component: cytoplasm; nucleus.
UCCGACGCUCGUCAGUUUUUAUUCAGCUCUCGAGAGGGUAACAUUGUCUGCGAAGCUAUCGCUGCGAUUUCUUCAGUGCUUAAAAAAACAACGCAAACAUGUCGCUGCUACCAUUUAUGUUGGAGAUCGAUCAACCACGUCGUCUGCUGGAUCAGCACUUCGGGUUGGUUCUUACACCGGAAGAUUUGCUAAGUGUCGCCGCCGGACCCUUGUUGAACAGGGAACAUUACUAUCGUCCAUGGAGGCACCUAGCGGCGGCUACACGAGAUCUCGGCUCCAGCAUUAAGGCUGACAAAGACAAGUUCCAAGUGAACCUGGAUGUCCAGCAUUUCUCUCCUGAGGAGAUUUCCGUGAAGACUGCCGAUGGAUACAUCGUCGUCGAAGGAAAGCACGAGGAGAAAAAGGAUCAGCAUGGAUAUAUUUCUCGACAGUUCACACGCCGGUAUGCGCUGCCCGAAGGUUGUACUGCCGAUGCAGUUGAGUCCAGGCUGUCUUCUGAUGGAGUUCUCACUGUAACUGCCCCCAAGAAGGUGCCACCAGCGGUGCAGGGAGAGCGUAAGGUGCCCAUCACACAGACCGGACCGGUCCGUAAAGAAGUGAAAGACCAGGCCAAUGGAGACCAGCCCGAGAAGUAAACUGCAUUCUGUAUUUGUACGCGACUAUACCCCGCAUUUUAAGGCAUUCCUUCUGUUUUAUUUAAGACUGAUUAUUUUUUAAUUUCCUAAUAAACUGAUUUUGGUUAAAA